Octopus bimaculoides (California two-spot octopus) is the source of this 5041-nucleotide messenger RNA. RefSeq names its product hyccin. The record is from RefSeq and is a predicted model, not a curated record. Gene Ontology annotation, biological process: phosphatidylinositol phosphate biosynthetic process; protein localization to plasma membrane. Lineage: Eukaryota; Metazoa; Mollusca; Cephalopoda; Octopoda; Octopodidae. Gene Ontology annotation, cellular component: plasma membrane.
AUUCCAACGAAACUUUGAAUUUCUUGGAGUUUGAAGCAUGCGAUAAUUUCAUUUGCAUGAAAGAUGAGAUUGAAGAUGACGAUGGAAGUUAAUUUUUGCCGAUUGACGAAAUAGUGACGGCAAAAGUACAAAAACUUUGGAAAAUCAGUCGGAUUCGCUUAAUUUUUCCUUUGCAGUCUGUAAAUCCAACAGACAAUACAGAUUUUCAGACGAUCCUCGUGAUUAAUACGGCUGAAUAAAACAUUCAUCAAAAGAGCACUACUGUAGAUAAUUCUAUUUGUUUGCCUACAAUAAGUUGGAAUAAACGUAUGUACACACACAUUUAUAUAUAGACCAUAACAUCAACAAUAAACAGCUGUACAUAAGAAACUGCGGUAUUUGAAUUACAGAAGGAAGAACACACACCCACACAAACGAAAAAACUGUCUUUCUGGAGAAAGCAAGAAAUUAACAUAGACAGUAGUAGAGAAGAAAGUAACUAACUUAAAAUUACGAUACACAGUGUCCAUUAACUAAAUUAACUUACUUCUAGUCAAUUGGUCAAAUGGAACUACUUACUAAAUGGAAAUAGUUGUUGUUAGCUACAAGACGAUGUGUUUACCUAACAACAACAACAAUGACAGCCACUGCCGCUCUCUAAAGAUUGAAGGCGAAAUGCUGAAGAGUAACAGGAAAACACCAAAUCCAAUAAAGAAAUAAAUAACCACCGACAGCGGUGUCACUUUCACAAAACAAUUCUGUUUUACACUUGUGGAGAUAGUGGUACUUUUACUGCUGGCUCAUUUUUCUUUUUUUUUUUUAACCCUCCCACAGAAACUACCCUGGCCUCCAAGUGUUUUCCCGAUUUUGAUAUUGGUCACUCCUGACCAGUGUACAUGGAAUGAUGUCUUCUUUUAAAAUAGUAAAAGAAUGGUUGGCUGAAUACAAGGCAUUAUCUGAAUCUGAAAUCCACACAUAUGCAAAUACUCUGCGUCACAAUGAUGAACUGGUUACUUCUCUAUAUGAAGUAUUAGAGCAGAGGCCGGGAGUUGAGAUUUUAGAUCCUAUAUGUCACCAGUUGUUUGAAUUCUUUCGCUCUAAAGAAUUAGAACUACAACGCUUCACUUUUGAAUUCAUUCCUACAUUGACAUGGCUAUAUUUGUCAAUGGUGACAAGCAAUGAGAAAAAGAAUUGCAGUGGACUGGAAGCGUUUUUCUUAGGAAUCUACAAUUUAGAGAUUGUAUAUCCUGAUGGCAGCCCCAAAAUUAAAACCUACAGGGUUCCUUCGUUGGCACAACCUUCAGUCUACCAUGAGCCAGUAAACUUGAGUACACUUGCACUUACUGAAAGUGCAUUAGCCAGGUAUGAGAAAACGGAAGCUGAAACUUGGACUGGUAAUCGUCAUCCACAGUAUGAGACGAUCCAUGGUCAGAACAGGCAGGAAAUACUGACCUAUGUGAUGCAGUGUUACAAUGCAGAUAUUGCUUCCAUGUCUCCUCAGUCACAUCAGUCCCUCUGUGACACAUGUCAAAGGAUUGCAACGAAUGGCUUCAGUAGAUUAAGCUUCCCAGAUACUGAUAAGAUUGAUGGAAGCAUGAUAAGCAGCUGUACGAAAUCUUCAGACAGUUUCAAUGCAAAAUCCGACUUGAAGAACAGCAGUGUUCACAGUCCGGAAGCUCGAAUACCCGUUUCAUCUCCGCUGCUUAUAGAGAUGCUCACCGGGGUCUACUUUACGAUGUUCAACGGUCAAUCAAAACUAGCAGUUAAAGCUGUGGAAGAUAUUCACCAUAGGGCCACAUAUGAACUUUAUGCAGAUGUUCUGCUUGUCACAAAUGCUGUUCGUAAUUGUUUGAAAUAUAGUCCUUCUGGUCAACCAGACACUGCAAUGGGAAUUGGUGUAGCACUUUCUCCAGCCCCAUCUUCCUCAGUAACCAUGUCAAAAUCUGCCAUUACAAAUGCAUCUUUCAGAGCCACAAAAUUACCAGAUGAUAUUUCAGUUCCAGACGAGGAAAAUGAUGCAUCUGCCAAACCUCUUCCAACCAUUGAUGAGGAUGCUGACAGUCCAGGGGAAAAGUCUAAUAAUAAACCAUCCAGUCGACCACCAAAGAGUGCCCGCAAAUCUGAUAAAGCUAAAAAAGAACGGCGUAACAAUUCUGAUAGCAGCGAACUUCCAUCUUUACGUUCUUCAGUGUUCAAUGGAGAAAGUAAUAUUACAGAUAUUUCUGUAGCCAUCAUUAAAAACCGCGAGCGAACACUUGUAGAUAGCUUAGAGAUGUCAGACAUAACACCAAAAAUGCCUCCUACAUCCAAUAGUGUUGAUGACUGUAUCAUGGCCGCUGCUUCAGCAUCACAAGAUGACAAUGACAAAAUGCACGUUCAGGUCAAAUACAAAAUGCAGUCUUCCAACAGUCUUGGAAAAGAUAUGAAACUUGCUUAAAGUUGGCAGCAGUCACAUAGCAAUAACGUAAGCCAUGGGACUUGAUAUUUGAAGUUUAGUCUCACCAACAUCAAAUAUAAGUGACAUCGUGUUACAACCAUCUGUUAAGUAUUAUUACUGUGAUUCCAUAUUGUUUGUAAUUUAUCCUCUCUAAAUGAUUAUGAGUUAUUACAAAAACAAAACAAAAACAAAAAAAUGGUAAAAUGGUAUUUGUAAGCAUUUUUUGUUUUUUAUUUUUCCCAUUUUAGUUUCUUCACAGUUCACUUCACCGAGAUUUGUCUAGUUUGGAAAUCGUGGUUUUUAUAUAGAAACUUUAUCAUAAAAAGACACCAUUCACCCAUUCCCUUGCAAGAUUAUAUAUAUAUAUAUAUAUAUACACACGCAGAACACAUAUUCUAGUUGUAUCUUUGAAGCUUCUUGUAUUAUUACUUGUGUUUCACAUUACCAAUUAUGCAAAUAACUGAAGAAGUGAAGUGGCCUGACAGUAUAUAAGCAAAGAUAUUGGUAAACACAUCAGUAUAUGAUGUGUCUUUGAGAUUUGGUUAGUUGCCAAAAAAAUACGAGAAAAUGCAUUCCAUAUUCAUCUAUUUCAUUGUCUUACACAGAACAUGUGACAUAAUAUAUUUACAUGCAAAGGCUUAUUUUCAUCUUUUCAAUUUCAUAUGUGUAAAACUCAAAAGAAAGGAAAAUGUUUGUUGUUACGAGAGUUUUACUGUUGAAGAAUAACUGAACUUAUUUUUUCCCAAUAAAUAUUCUCUUCUGAAGUAUGGUCGUGCCAUUGUUAGGGAAAUAAAAUAUUCUAAUCGGUUGGUAUUUGGAAAUUUCUCAAUAAACAUUGAUGUUUGUGUUUGUAAAAUUUUACCAUUUCAGUCUUUUGUCCAAGAAUGCUGAAGACUGGAAUAAAAGUUUAUACUUCUCCAAAAGCAAAACAUCACACCUUUUUAGGCCAUUAAUAUAGCAGGGCAUGUGUUCUAUAGUAGACCAAUUGAUUUAAUAGUAGUUUACAUCAACAUCUUUUAAGCUCAAGAUAUACUUAACCCCCUCACCCAUUUUCACAGCACCUCCUGGUCCCUGGGUGACUUUAGCAGAGUCCUGUCUGUUGCAAGCAUUUGAGAUAGGUCUCUAGUUUAAGGAGUUUUGACAGCUCUGUAAAGGCUCAUAGGUACUGCCUUUCCAAUUGACAAUAAGAUCAAAAAUAUUUUGGAUGUGAAUUGGUGAGACAUCUGAAUAUCUGAAUGUAUACAUACAUAUAUGCUGCAAGAAUCAAUAUAAUACUAUAACUGCUUUUUACAGUUUUGAACAAAGGAUUGCAAUUGGUGAAUCCUUGUAAGCAGUUCUAUUGAUAUUUAUGGAUGAAUUCCAAAUACCAACUGGCAGAAAUAGUUUAUUUCCCACAUAAUGGAUUUGCCAGAUUUUGGCAUUACACUGUCACAUUUUUAAGUAAAAAAAUAGUAUUUGGUUAUGCAGCAGUACUAAAAACUGUACCACAGAAACCUUCCUUGUUUUUGCCUGUUUUUUUUUUUUACACAUAAUAUCAACUGUUGUUGCAUGUGAGCAGAUGUUCUUUUUAUGACAAUUGAAUAGAUGCAUUUUCUAACAGUUUUUCAACGACUGAUUAUAUUUUUAUGUUUUUAUGAUCAUUUUUGCUUAUAUUUUGUCAUGUUACUUCUUAAAUCAUUUAAAUAACUAAUAAUAUGAAAUAUAGAAUAAGAUUUCAAGAAGCAUCGGAUUCUAAUAAAAUAUACAAACUCUACAUGAUGUAUACUAUGUACUUGUUUGAUUGCAAUUCAAAAGAAAACUUCACCAAUCUCUCUCCCACUCUUUAUGUGUGUGUGUGUACAUGUUUAUAUAUAUUUACACAUAUAUAAAUAUACAUCAUAUAUAUAUACAUAUGUAUGUGUGUGUAUCUAUAAAGUACCCUCCAUUUUUAGACGAUAUACAUAGAAGAUUUUCCUUCUAGUGAUUGGGAAUUUGUUGUUUUCUCUUUUGUAUAUAAUAUUUUAUUAUGAAUGAUCAUCUUCAUAUUUUGGUCUGAAAUUCCUCAUCACGUUUGGAAAUUGUUGUUAAAUGUUACAAAAUGUCUACCAAGUAAAAUUUGGAUGAAUAGGACAACAGUAUGUAAGGGUAUCUUUGAGUAUCAAAAUUGUUGCAUUCUGAAUUUAUUGAAAAAACAGAAAAAUUUUCAUCUUUCAUUUUAAAUACCAUAACUCAAUAAAAUAACAUGAUAAAAAAAAUUAUACAAAAUCACUUUGUCAGAAUAAGAAUAGCAAAACGUGUUGUCAUCAGGUAACUUACAGAAAAAUAUCUCAAACAUGAUGGUAGUUUGUUUAAAUGCGAAAAUUUAAAACUGAAUACAACCGUUUGUAGUUAGAAUUUUAAAAUUAAAAGUUCUUACUCCAGAAUAUCUGAAAAGCUCAGAUGAUGCAAAGCAAAAUGGAAACCGAAAAACACUGUUCUAUCUUUAUUAUAUUGAUUCUGACUCAUUCUUCUUGGUGGUAGCAGUGUCCUAAUCACUGGAGCAGAAUGCACUGUUGUUUUAAUAUUUCUAUUUCUACUUUUCUUGUCCAAGUGAUGAGAAUAAAUUCUGUUUACAAUUUAUAAAGAUAUGUUUUUUUUUGUUGUUGA